UGAUAAGCACAAAAGAUGAAUACAGUGGAUGCAACCAGAGCAGAACUUGGUCUUCUGGUUUUAUACUUGAACAAGGCUGAAGCCAGGGACAAAAUCUGCAGGGCAAUACAGCAUGGUUCAAAAUUUCCUAGUGAUGGGCAACCUGGUACUGCCCAGAAUGUCGACAGAUCAACCACUUUGGCUCGCAAAGUUUUUCGUCUAUUCAAGUUUCUCAACGAUCUGCAUGCUUUGAUAAGUCCAGCUCCAUGCGGAACUCUUCUUCCCUUAAUUUUGUUGGGAAGGCCCAAAAAUGCAUUGCUGUCAACUUUCUUGUUUCUCGAUCAAUUUGUGUGGCUUGGCAGAUCAGGCAUCUACGAGAACAAAGAACGUACUGAGCUAAUCGGCCGAAUAUCGCUUUUUGGUUGGAUGGGUUCCUCAGUGUGUAGCACCUUGGUUGAGCUUGGGGAGCUUGGGAGACUCUCUGCAUCAAUGAAGAAGUUAGAGAAGGAACUCAAGAACAGUAAUAAAUAUGAUAAUGAGCAAUACUGUGCGAAACUGAAAAUGUCGAAUGAGAGGACUCUUGCGCUUAUCAAUGCUCCACGAAAGUUACUCCCCGUGUGA
Messenger RNA from Neltuma alba, 600 nucleotides. RefSeq names its product peroxisomal membrane protein 11C-like. The transcript is spliced from 6 exons. Gene Ontology annotation, biological process: peroxisome fission. The coding region runs from base 16 to 600 and encodes 194 amino acids. Gene Ontology annotation, cellular component: peroxisomal membrane. NCBI's taxonomy places the organism in Eukaryota, Viridiplantae, Streptophyta, Magnoliopsida, Fabales, Fabaceae. The record is from RefSeq and is a predicted model, not a curated record.